AUGCCCCAUUAUCACCCGAUGAAAACACCCAACGUCAUGGAUCUUAUUCUCAACUCGAUAUCCAAGUGUUUCCCGUGCUGUCCAGACAUUCUGAGCCCACAAAUCUCUGUCAAUGGCACAAAAUAUAAAAUAAUACGCCUUCUUGGCGAGGGUGGGUUCUCGUAUGUGUAUCUUGUGUCGCAAAAGAACAACGCCAGCAUUCUUUAUGCCAUGAAGAAAAUCCGCUGCCCCUAUGGCAGUAGUGAUGCCACUUUCCGCAAUGCCAUGCGUGAGAUCAAAAGCUAUCAUCGGUUUGCUCCCGCAAAAUCACCGUACAUAGUACACACUAUAGAUGAGGCCAUAGUGAGCGAGCCAGAUGGGUCUAGGACCUUUUAUGUGCUUUUACCUUAUUUCAAGCACUCGUUGCAAGACAUUAUCAAUUACAAUGUGCUCAAUGGGGUCACGAUGGAUGAGGAAGAAGUGCUCAAAAUAUUUAUUGGUGUAUUAAGCGGAAUCCAGACCAUGCACAAAUACAAGAAAACAGGACUGGAUCCUGGAGAAGAGGACAGCCAGAAUGAACAGGAUGCAAUGCUCCCCAUGGGACUUGAUGACGAUACUGGUGCUAUGGAGAGCACAGAGAUGCUGGAGCUUUGCCCAUACGCCCACAGAGAUAUCAAACCUGCCAAUGUGAUGCUCUCUGCUGAAGGACUUCCAGUGCUCGUGGACUUGGGAUCAUGUAUGAAGGCACGAGUCUCUGUAAAGUCGAGGCAACAGGCUUUGGCUUUAACCGAUUUCGCUCUGGAGCACUGCACUCUUCCGUAUCGGGCCCCAGAGCUAUUAGAUGUGGCUACAAACGCGGAGAUCACAGAGGCAACAGAUAUCUGGUCCCUUGGGUGUCUCUUGUACUGCUGCUGCUUCGGCUUUUCGCCUUUUGAAAAAUUGGAGAUGGAGCAAGGUGCCAAUCUAAGUGUGGCCAUUGCUCAAGCAAAGUACAACAUCCCACAAGAUAUCAAGGGUUACUCACCUGAAAUUAUGGAUAUUAUUCGACUGUGUUUACAAUUGGACCCAACGAAAAGACCCACUGUGGACGAACUCUUAGAGAAGUGUUUGGCACUCCAGGGUAUGUGA
Molecule: messenger RNA, 1107 nt
Organism: Clavispora lusitaniae ATCC 42720
Lineage: Eukaryota; Fungi; Ascomycota; Pichiomycetes; Serinales; Metschnikowiaceae
Product: putative serine/threonine protein kinase
Biological process (GO): vacuolar protein processing; protein phosphorylation; regulation of vacuole fusion, non-autophagic
Cellular component (GO): Golgi apparatus; cytoplasm
Molecular function (GO): protein serine/threonine kinase activity; ATP binding
Source: RefSeq, a predicted model, not a curated record